AUGCUCAGUAACGGUUCUGUUGAAGAUGAAAUGGAUCCACUUUGUGCCCAGUAUGAAACCUAUACUACAGUGCGUUUCAUUUUCAUCACGAUAGCUACCGUAAUCGCAUGCCUUGGUACGGCCGGCAAUCUAUUGCUUAUGUAUAUUUUUGCUGCUAAGAAGACAAAGAUCACACCGGCCACGCUCUAUCCUACUUUACUUGCAUUUUUGGAUUUUGCUAUUUGCCUUGAGUAUCUACUAUUGUUCGGUGUUGACGCUGCAGUGAGUUUUCUAAGAAUUGAGAGUCUUUUUUUGCUCUACUACAUGUAUAUCAUUCCCGCCUACGUUGCCAGUCGGAUCACUCAGCUAGCUAUUCCAUACAUGCUGAUCUUUGCCACUGUAGAGCGACUUGUUUGGACAUCAGGAAAGAUGAGUAAGAAGCUUGGAACCGUUGCAGUACGCGGGUUUUGGUCACCCAUGACUAUUGUGCAGCCAUUAGUCCUCGAUUUUGUGCAUAUUUGCAGCCGAAGCCGUUUUCUUUUGGCGAUGAAUUCAACAUCGGGUCGAUAUUUCACCGCAAUCAUUUCGCUUCUGGUCUGUGUGAUAUUACGUCUUCCUACUGCAUUUGCCACCGAAGUUGCCGUAUAUCCACAAUGUGAAGAUUUUUUUCGUACAAUGACAACGCAACCAAGGACGUGGACGUAUGAUUCUGAGAUUUACUACUUCUUUGACUUUCACCUAAUGACCAUUGCACAAACAGUGGUACCAUUUGUCAUACUGCUCGCUUUAAACAUUGUAAGAUUUACUUUUCUGCAAUUUUUUCCUUACCUAACGCUUUCCAUACGGUCGAUGAAGAAGGUUUCCGCUUCUGUUCGAUGUGCUAUCAUGACGAUGGUGGCUAUCGUAGCCAGUUAUCUGAUUUCGAAUACACUUCAUCUUAUACUAACAGUGAUGGAAAGAUCUGAUCAUCCACUAUUGCAUGACACUGAAGAUCCAUUACUCUCGUCAACAUUCCAUACAUUUUUCUCGGAUUCCGUUUCAUUUGUCUAUAUGUUCACUUCAGCCAUACGUAUAUUGAUUUACUUCUUCUGUAAUCCAGUAAUUCGAUCGGAUAUUCGAAAUUUUUUCUAUACCAAUGGCGAAGUAAAUUUGUGA
This is a messenger RNA of Angiostrongylus costaricensis, 1134 nucleotides long. NCBI's taxonomy places the organism in Eukaryota, Metazoa, Nematoda, Chromadorea, Rhabditida, Metastrongylidae. The record is from the annotation of a GenBank genome assembly.